Myripristis murdjan (pinecone soldierfish) is the source of this 1942-nucleotide messenger RNA. It is a transcript of the gene apex2, whose product is annotated as APEX nuclease (apurinic/apyrimidinic endonuclease) 2. The record is from RefSeq and is a predicted model, not a curated record. Gene Ontology annotation, cellular component: nucleus. Gene Ontology annotation, molecular function: zinc ion binding; phosphoric diester hydrolase activity; DNA-(apurinic or apyrimidinic site) endonuclease activity. The transcript has 6 exons. Bases 110 to 1813 code for a protein of 567 amino acids. Lineage: Eukaryota; Metazoa; Chordata; Actinopteri; Holocentriformes; Holocentridae. Gene Ontology annotation, biological process: base-excision repair.
CACGUCCCAAACUUCCUAUUUAUUUCCGUAUGCGCACGGCGGCUGUAGUCCGCUCCCAUGCUGUAGUCGCGUCCUAAUGUAAUCAAAAUUGUAGCAUAACUGUAUAACCAUGAAGAUUGUCACGUGGAAUAUAAACGGUAUACGGACUUUCAGAGGAGGCAUUCAGAAAGCCCUCGACUGUCUGGACGCAGAUAUUGUUUGUUUUCAAGAGACAAAAGUGACAAGAGACUUGCUGGAUGAAAGAACUGCCAUUGUUGACGGCUACAGCUCCUAUUUCAGCUUCAGCCGUGGACGCAGCGGCUACUCAGGGGUUGCCACUUACUGUAAAGACAGUGCCACUCCGUUUGCUGCUGAGGAGGGUCUCACAGGCCUGCUGACCACCCAUGAUGACAAAGUUGGAUGCUAUGGGGACCUUACUGAGUUUUCUGAUGAGGAGUUGCAGCUUUUGGACAAUGAAGGACGAGCUGUUAUUACCCAACACAGAAUCAUGUGUCAGGACCAAAUGCAAACGGUUACAGUAGUCAAUGUAUACUGUCCACGGGCUGACCCUGAAAAGCCUGAGCGAAAACAGUUCAAACUGCGGUUCUACAAGGUGCUGCAGCAUCGGGCAGAAUCCUUACUGAAAGCCGGGAGCCAUGUGAUCGUUUUAGGAGAUGUGAAUACAUCUCACCGACCAAUUGACCACUGUGAUCCCAAUGAUAUUGAUGUUUUUGAGGAAAACCCUGGAAGGAAAUGGCUGAAUGGCUUUUUGCACCAUGACGCCAGUGAAAAAACGAAUGAGGAGGGAUUUGAUGAAGAAUGUGACGUAACCUCAACUGAACCUCACAGUGGAAAAUUUGUCGAUAUCUUUCGCUACUUUCAUCCAACUCGCACCAGUGCCUUCACAUGCUGGUCCACUCUCACCGGAGCCCGGCAGACCAACUAUGGCACGCGAAUUGACUAUAUAUUUGCUGACUACCUGUUGGCCACAGAGUAUUUUGAGGCAGCAGAUCUCAUGCCAGAGGUAGAGGGGUCCGAUCACUGUCCCGUGUGGGGGAAACUCAGCUGCUCUCUCCUGCCCAGCCCUAAGCUUCCUCCCCUCUGUACUCGCCAUCUGCCAGAGUUUACUGGCAAGCAGCAGAAGCUCUCCCGGUUCCUUGUUAAGGUGGACCAAAAGUCCAUGGAUGUGUUACCUGGAUCUCAAGAGGCUGAAGAGAGGCGAGAGAAUGUGAACCCCCUUGGAGUGGGAAACAUCUCUGGAAAGAAAAGGACAUUGACAGUAGAGUCUGCUGCUCCAAAGGGGAAAAAGACUAAGACAACAAAGACUACCUCAAAGCCACAGGGCAGCCUCCUUUCCUUUUUUAAACCCAAGCUCACAAAUGGGGUGCCAUCUAUGGAAACUCCUGUCAGUCAUAAGGAUGAAGUGACCUCAUCGCCGUACUUCCAAAAAGAGUGCACAGCUAAACAAGAAGUCUCCUCAGUGACAGGCAGGGACACAGAGGCUGCUGAGGGUGUCUAUGAUGGCUCCAGCAAAGCCACACAGGACAGUGAAAAUCUGAUGGAGACAAAAUGUGAACGGUUAACCCCAAAGCCCACUGUGGAAGCCUCAGAUCCCAAGAAGGGGGCAUCGUCAGUGUUUUGGAAAUCCGUGCUUCAUGGACCGCCCCCACCACCCCCAUGUAAAGUUCAUGGGGAACCCUGUGUUCUUCGUACUGUCAAAAAGGAGGGCCCCAACUUGGGCCGACAGUUCUUCGUGUGCGCUCGUCCUCAGGGGCACACCUCCAAUCCUGAGGCUCGCUGUAAUUUCUUUGCCUGGGUUGACAAGGGGAAAUAAAUUUUUUUUCUGGAAACCACAAGGUUUUAUUGAUUGAUCAUAAACUUAUAAAAAGCCCAAGCUCAAGAAGUUAUCUGUUGAUUAUGUUAUGAUUUUUUAUUCUUAAAAUAAAGACAGUUGUUUUCUAUG